Molecule: messenger RNA, 1863 nt
Organism: Dujonia railenensis
Lineage: Eukaryota; Fungi; Ascomycota; Pichiomycetes; Serinales; Debaryomycetaceae
Source: the annotation of a GenBank genome assembly
AUGAUAAACCCUUCAUCUGACUACCGUGCCGCAUCAGGGUACCAGCAACAGGCUGCAUAUGGUGCCGGAGUGCAAAGAAGUUCCACAGGAGCCAUUGGUCAACAGGGAGGAGCUGGUUCUGCUGCCGGCACCGCUUCCGGUGGAGCUGCAACCGGUGGAGUUCAGCAACCCUUCUAUAAUAAUCAAGAUCAGUAUCAGUAUCAGCAAUUAUUGAAUGGCCAACAACAACAACAGCAACAGGCCCAAGUUCAACAGCAACAAGCUCAGGCCUCUCAACCCCAAGCCCAGUCAUAUCCAUCAUACUAUAUGCAAUAUAACCAGGGUCAACCACAGGGUAACCAGCAAGGUCAACCUCAGGCAGUUCAAGGGCAAGGUGUUCAAUCACAGGUCGGUCAAGGAAGUCAAUCAGCCAGUGGUGGAUUCCCAGCCUCUUCUGCAGUUGGUGGUCUGAGUGGAGCUAACUCCGCUGCUGACCAAGGAUACGCAUACCAAAAAUAUGCUUCCGCUUACGUACCAACCUACUCGUCCAUGUACCAGCAACCGCAACAGCCACAAGGUCAAGGUCAAGCUCAGCAGGCUCUGGCCCAUCAAUCUCAAGUUCAAGCAGCUCCAUCAUACGGUAAUAGAACCGCUGCCGGAACUGGAGCUAGUUAUGGAUCCAACCCAGCUGCUGGUGCUUCAAGUACUGAUGCUGCAGUUGGUGUCAGCUCUAAUGGUACCCCGGUCCCUAAUGACACUCUUUCUGCCUCCAAUACUUCGUCCGUUGGUCAGUACCAACCACCAGGUAUUCGCCCUAGAGUUACGACCACCAUGUGGGAAGACGAAAAGACUCUUUGUUACCAAGUAGACGCCAAUAACGUCUCUGUGGUCAGAAGAGCCGACAAUAACAUGAUAAAUGGAACCAAGUUACUCAAUGUUGCCCAAAUGACCAGAGGUAGAAGAGAUGGAAUUUUAAAGUCUGAAAAGGUGAGACAUGUAGUCAAGAUUGGAUCUAUGCAUCUCAAGGGUGUAUGGAUUCCUUUUGAAAGAGCAUUAGCCAUGGCCCAGAGAGAGGGAAUAGUCGAUUUGUUAUAUCCUUUGUUUGUGAGAGAUAUCAAGAGAGUAAUCCAAACUGGAGUAACUCCUAACCUGGCUUCUGUGGCCUCCAGUGCACAACCACUGAAUCCUGCUCAAGCACAAGUUCAAGCUCCUCCAGGUGGAUCUUCAGGUCAACAAUUACAGCCUGCAAGCUCAGGUGCUGUAGGCAGUGGUAAUGCAGCAUCAGCAGCUUCCACUAAUGGUGCACCUAAUUCACAAAUGAAUUUAGGAGGCUACUAUCCUUAUGGUGGUCAACCUUCUUACGGACAGCCAAUCAAUGGUGCCCAGCAACAAUCACCACUCGUUUCUGCAGUUGCGACUGCAGGAUCUUCAAAUUCUGAAAGUGCUCAACAUUAUUCGGCAGGCUCUUCUGCUCUGCAGCUGCAACCUGUUCAGCAAUUGCAACAGCAACAAGCUCAACCGCAACAAGCUCAGCAGCAAGUCCCUCAAUCACAAGGCGGAGCUCUGCAACAACAGGUAUAUGGAUACCAACAACCAACUUACCCUAACCAGUACUAUCCAUACAACCCUAACGGUGGAUACUACUCACAGUAUAACUCUCAACCAAUGUACCAAGCUGCAUACGGUUAUGUAGGGGGACAACCAGUUCUUCAACAACAGCAACCACAGUUACCACAUCAUUCUCAGUCUCAAGAUUCUAGAGGAGCACAUCACCCUGGUGCAGGUCAUGAUUCAUCUGCCAGCGUUAAUGGUACAGGAGAUUCCAACGAUACAAACACUUCUGUGACGUCAACUGGCAGUGAACUCAAGAAAGAUAAAGAUUAG